AGUAUGACCAGUGGCUGGCAGUCCGCCACGAGGCCACGCUGGUCCCCAUGCAGGAGGACCUGGCCAUCUGGCUCAGCGGCAUGUUGGUUCCCCCCCAGAGGCCAGGAACGUACCGAUAAACUAUUGACGUGGCUCUCGUGUGUAACCAGUUUUCGAUGCUGUCAUUUCCAAGCGUCUCUUGGGGAAACCGCAGAGCGGAACAGAAUCCUUCAGUUUCUCCGCUGCUGCCAUUAUACGGAUUCCCAUUGUCCAUGUGGCACAAUGGAGCAGUGAGGAACCCGAAACUGACUCUAUUGUUGCUGAAUCAGGGUUUCACAGCCCAAUGUUUGGCUGCUAACACGAGGAAUGUGGGCAAGUACUUGGCGCUCAACGUGAGUUGGUGCUCCUGUGGACAGGAUGGCCUGCAUUUCAGGUUUUGGAUGUUUUAAAUGGCGAACGACAGGUGGGAUCAAUGGGAUAAAGUUUCUAGCCCUGAGGCUGAGCCCUUUGUCAGGUGGAAGUCGACUUUUGCAGAGCAAUCUUUGUCACUUGGUGCGGCCGUAUUAUUCCCUUGGCUUUGAUUUACAGCUGAGGUAGCGUGGGAGCGCUUGAGCCCCUUGGAGGAGGAAACGGCGGCGUUUAAUGUGGCCUCCUGUUCAGGAACAUGCAGAGAAAGGAAGAUAUUCCUCUGGUUUGUACCUUUUAACCUUUCUGUGGUUUUUCCAGGGGAGGAGGUGAAAGCCGAACUGUUUAUGGCGGAGCUGGAUAACGGCGUGAAGCUCUGCCAGCUGAUCGGCGCCCUGCAGACCAAGGUCGCCCAGACCUGCCCCACGGCGCUACCCAAGCUCUUCCCCACCAGAAAGGUGGCCUGUAAGCGCGACGCCUCCCCGGGUUCCUUCUUUGCCCGGGACAACACGGCCAACUUCCUGGCCUGGUGCCGGCACGUCGGCAUGGACGACACCUACCUGUUUGAGUCGGAGGGCCUCGUGCUGCACAAGGAGCCUCGCCAGGUGUGUCUGUGUCUGCUGGAGGUCGGCCGGAUCGUCUCCAGAUACGGGGUGGAGCCGCCCGUGUUGGUGAAGCUGGAGAAGGAGAUCGAGAUGGAGGAGACGUUGCUGAUGACGGAAGAACCUCCCGCCGCGGUGAAAACCUUCAGCGUGUGCUGCCAGCACGGGGCGCUCUACCAGCCAGAGGAGCUCGGCAUGGAUGACCCACCCUGUAACUGCUCCAACAAGGUGUCCAUAGAGUACCUGUCAGAGGGACGAUACAGACUGGGCGAUAAGACCAUCUUCAUCAGAAUGCUGCAUGGCAAACACGUGAUGGUGCGAGUCGGCGGGGGCUGGGACACCCUGAGGGGCUUCCUGACAAAAUACGACCCUCUGCGGGUGCUGCAGUUCACCACACUGGAGCAGAAGAUCCUGGCCUUCCAGAAGGGCCCACCUGGUUUGGGCGGUCACCGUGCCAACAACGCUCCACCUCAUAUGGACCCUCUUGCUGCAGUUAAUGGCCUCAUCUCCUCCUCUGCCUCCUCCUCUUCCUCCUGCUCUUCAUCAGCAUCUGCAACCCCUGCAGGACAGAGCUGCCGCUCAUACAUCCCCUCCCCUGCCUGCACCCCCAUCUUGGCGAGGAAAGGUUCUGCUGCUGUACCGAAGAAGGACCUCCAGACGAUGCCGUCCUCCCCCAGGAAGCCCACCCAACUCCCCCUACCCGUCCCCACCAAAGGCUUCUCUUCUCUGCCCUCCUCACCUGUGAGUAGCUCCUGCAGGUGGACCCCCAGCCCGGGCAGUCAGCGCAGAGCCCUGACUCCAUCAGCUACCCCGGUGGAGCCAAGCUCCACCUCAAAGCUGAAGCCCUGUCCACAUGGUCCUACCACCCAGCCCAGGAGCCCGGUCUGCCCUGAGCCUUCCUCCAAAUGCCCCAAGCCUUCCAGCCCAUGUACCUCCCCCACUGCUGGGCACAUGUCCCGUCCCACCACCGUAUCUGCCCCCAAAGACGUUAAGCCUUCCUCGGGCGCCAGCCAGCGCUCCCGCCUUGCACAGAGGCGCCCCGGCUCGCCGGCGUCACGCCUCCGUCUGGAAACAAUCAGGAAGACGAGGGUGGCCACAAGGACUGUGCCGGUACAAAAAGCAGAACCCCGGCAAUCCCCGACCCCCUGCUCCCAGGCUGGCUCCUCCCGUGCCCAGACCCCCUGCUCCCAGGCUAUGUCCCCAGUAACAGUAACUUCUAUCUGCUCCACGUCAAAGGUUAAAAUCAAGGUGGCCUCUGCCAUCCCUGGGCCGGUCCCAAGUAUUGCCUCUUCUUCCUCUAAAGGUAAUCAGAAGGCCCCCCCCAUAGCACAGAGGACUGUGAGAAAACCAGCAGCUGUAGGGAACCUCAGCACAAAGACGACGCUGAAACCUGAAGCAGCGACAACUCAAACCACAACCUCUCAGAGAAACCCAGUGAAGGCUGCAGAGAAGAUCCCACAGAGUAAGGCCAGGAGUGACAAGCCGUACUUUGAAAUGACCACUAGGAGGAAGCAGAGAGCCUGAAACAGCGCCCUCUUAAGGCUUCAUGAAACCAGCAGCACUUGUUGGUGCUCAGACUUUAUACUUUAUUGAUCUCAUCUCUAAUCCUUGUUUCUGAUCAUGUCUGUAAUUUUGUUUUUGAUUAUUUUUUUUAAUGUUUAUUUAAUAGACUUUAAUUUUUUUUUAUCUAACUGUGGUCUCUUUCUAGAGAUCAGAUUUAAAUUUAUUAAACUCAAACUUGCACAAUGUUUACAUUUAAUUCUGAUAUUUAAAUCAUAAAUGGGUUUCAGAGGGAAAUUAUGGUCAACGUACAACAUGAAACUUUUUAGACCCAACUGAUGAAUAUCGUUGGUUUAAGAUAAGUUUUACAUAAACUUCUGUUACCAAAGUUGAAAAAAAAAUGACUAGAAAUCAUGCUUGAGUUUUAUUUUUAUUUUUCUGAGAUUCCAGUUUCAGCUUGUGAAAACGACUGAAUUUCACCUAAAAAAUAAUCAACGCUUCAGUUUCUCCACAUUUUGUCUCAACCUAAUUGCAAAAUUAACCAUUUUUCAUAUUCGGCUUCAACUUUAACUCGUCUGUUUGCACAGUUGCUGUUACAGAAAAACCUUCCCACAGAGUGAAGCUGCCACCACCGUGCUUCACAAUGUGGGAAGGUAUUAGCCAGAUGGUGCCUUUUUUUAAAAUUUUACUUAUUUAUUUUUUCCCCCUUCACUCUGGAUCAAGGCUGCAACAUAAAGUGGAAAGUUGGCUGUAAAUACUUUGGUUGUUCUGAACACCAGAUCCUGUUAAUGGAGGCUGUUAUUCCAGAUUCCUUCCUGUUUUGUGCCUUUAAAUAGAAAUCGUUCAUUUCUUCUCUUUCCCGUGACUCUGAGUGGCUGCAGAAUGUAUGAGGCCACAAGGUGGUGCAUCGACACACUGUGGACACACUGUGUUGACUUGCUUUUUGAUAGAAACUACUGAUCUGAUGCCUUUCCUUUUUUCUCCUGAAUCAAAAACACUGAGCAAACAGCAUUUAGAGCAGAAUCUACUUUGUAGAACUUUUUUUUUUAUUUUAUUUUUUUGUCAAAAUUUUUUUUGUGGUCUAAAAUUCUAGUUUUUUAUGGUGUUUUAUCAAAAUUUAUUUCUUGGCACUUUAUAGAAACCUUAUGUUUGUUUUUGUCUGAUUAAUAAAUGGAUGUUGGUUUAAAAUCA
Messenger RNA from Poeciliopsis prolifica (blackstripe livebearer), 3677 nucleotides. RefSeq names its product growth arrest-specific 2 like 3 (gene gas2l3). Gene Ontology annotation, molecular function: actin filament binding; cytoskeletal adaptor activity; microtubule binding. Gene Ontology annotation, biological process: actin crosslink formation. NCBI's taxonomy places the organism in Eukaryota, Metazoa, Chordata, Actinopteri, Cyprinodontiformes, Poeciliidae. Bases 732 to 2510 code for a protein of 592 amino acids. Gene Ontology annotation, cellular component: actin filament. The record is from RefSeq and is a predicted model, not a curated record. The transcript has 7 exons.